Nasonia vitripennis (jewel wasp) is the source of this 504-nucleotide messenger RNA. RefSeq lists its product as uncharacterized. The record is from RefSeq and is a predicted model, not a curated record. Lineage: Eukaryota; Metazoa; Arthropoda; Insecta; Hymenoptera; Pteromalidae. Bases 1 to 504 code for a protein of 167 amino acids. The transcript has a single exon.
AUGCGUAUGGUCGACAAGCUGAUCAUCCCCCGCUGGAUCGGCGCGGACAAGCAGCGGCGAGUGGAGCUGCACGCCUUCGCCGACGCGACCCGCCGCGCAAUGGCAACCGCACUGUACUGCAGGACCACCGACCCCCGCAGCAAAACCACGUCGGUCAGCCUGCUGUGGGCGAAGAGCAAACUCUCACCGGUCCGAAGCCUGGUCCCCGCCGAGAAAUCUCCCACCAGGAUGACCAUACCUCGCCUCGAGCUGAGAGCCGCCCUACUGGCCGCCAAGCUGCUCCGCUACGUCGCCACGAGCCUGAACGUCCCCCUGUCGAACUGCUACAUGUGGGGAGACUCGCAAGUAGUCCUGCAUUGGCUGAGAUCGGACAGCCCGACGGGAAACAACUUCGUCGACGACUACAUUGCCCACAUCCAGGAGCUCGCACCAACGAUCAGCUGGCGCUACGUCCCAACGGGCGAGAACCCCGCCGACAUCGCUACCAGGGGCACCGACGUCUAA